CCUCUAGCCAUGCGUCUAUGCCUAUAGCAUAUUUAGAGUUCGUUGGUAACCCUUGUAUAGAAAUAUUAUAUAGGAAUAGAUUUGAUACUACGUCACUAAGUCGUAGAGAUUUGGAAAUUGACACUUCAUUGCGGCACGACGACUCCCUUCGAUUAAAAUUCGUCGCAUUCAAUAGAACAUUUAAUAUCCAUCUUGAACCCAAUACAGAUUUAUUUCACCCUGAAGCCACACUUACUAUACAUCAUAGCAAUAAAACUAGCACUGUUACAAGGCUAUUGCCGCAAGAUUACAGACUAUAUAAAGGAGUCUUGCUGGACGUUGACUCCACUGAUAGAAGAUUAAGCGAAGAUAUU
Dentiscutata heterogama is the source of this 353-nucleotide messenger RNA. NCBI's taxonomy places the organism in Eukaryota, Fungi, Glomeromycota, Glomeromycetes, Diversisporales, Gigasporaceae. The record is from the annotation of a GenBank genome assembly.